Messenger RNA from Microcebus murinus (gray mouse lemur), 3637 nucleotides. The record is from RefSeq and is a predicted model, not a curated record. Lineage: Eukaryota; Metazoa; Chordata; Mammalia; Primates; Cheirogaleidae.
UCGAGCAAUCCGCCUGCCUCGGCCUCCCAGAGUGUUAGGAUUACAGGCGUGAGCCACCGCGCCCGGCCUGCACCCUGAGUCUUUACAGGGGCCUCAUGGUGGUUCAUUGAAUGUCAGGACAACAGAGCCUGUAGGAGCUGGGGCUCCUCGGCCACAGCUGUGUGGCCUGGGCCAGCGACCUCCCCUCUCUGUGCCUUGAUUUGUUGCUGUACAGGGUGUGUUUUCGGGUAGCACACAGAGCUGUGUCUGGCCAGGAGAAUGUGCCUAGCACAGUGCCCGGCUCCGAUGGGGGGUCUGGUCUGUUGUGUUCACAUGCGGCCCUGGGCACCCAGGGGAGCUAGAGGUAGGUGCUCAAAACGCGCAGGACGACUGCACGUGUGUGAGCGCCGAGGGGCAGGGCUGCUACCUUCUGGGGGCCCGUGUCACCUGGACCUCGCAGGUGCUCAGUGGAUGAGGACAUGAGAGAGCGCCUGCCCGUCCCAUGCAGGGAUUUGAGUAGAGCGUCAGCCAUUCUGUCUCUGUUGGAAAGGGGCGCUCCCUGGGUGCACCAGGGUUGAGAGCCUGGGCGGCAGCAGGGUGGUUUUGGGAGUUGACUUGGGGCCCUGACAGUCUGUCCAACUGAGGCCACUGCUGGCUGAGAGGCCUCGGGCCUCUCUUUCCUCAUCUGCCUAAUGAGGACAACACUCGUACCUACCCAGAGGGCUGUGGUUUGUAAACCAUUUAGAGCAGGUCCUGGGACCUGUGAAGUGGGGUGUCCAAGUGUCGCCUGAGUGAACCACAUGGCACAUCUGCGCGUGUUCUCUGUGUUCCGUAAGACAGCGUGGGACGCUGGUAGGGGUUCCUGAAAGCAGGUUUACGCCACCCCACGGUGGGGUGGGCCCCCCAUGGUGCCUGCGUGGUGGCGAGCCCCUCGUCACUGGGGGGCUCAAGGAGCUCGGAUCAGGCAGGUUGUGCUGAGGCGGUGUAGACACGCCCACUGUUUGCAAAUGCAGGUCUGAAGAUCCCAGCGGACGUGAGGUGGGGAAGCAGAGACGGGACGUGGAAUGAGAUUCCCUUAGCGCUGAGUGUGCUCAGCCGGGGGACUUGCCUGGCUUCCUCCUCUGGAGGUCAGGUUGUCGGUGCAGACUCUGCGAGCUCGCACCAGGGGCGGGGCAGACGGCGGAGCACGCGCUUGCUGAGCGCUGUCGGAGCUCCCGGCGCGCAGCUCUGAGAAGAGGCAGGAUCGAAGAGCCGGCCGGGCCGGGGCUGCACGCCGAGUCCAGGCGCAGGGCAGGCCCUGCCCACUCUGCUCUCCGUGCUGGCUGGAGGCGGCCAGGCCAGAGCAGGAAGGGGCAGCUGGGCUGUCUGCGCCACAGUGGGGAGGGGACAAGAGCCUGACUAUAAGACCAGCUCGGGGAUGGGGACUUGGGGAGGGGACAUUUCUCCCUGGCUUCUCAGGGCGGCGUGAGGGUUGAGUGUGGUCCCUGGAGCAGCUCUGCCCCAAGGGAGAUGAAAACGAGUGUCCACACAAAUACACGUGUGACCCCGGGGCUAGGCAAGGUCAGUCACAAGAGGCUGAAGGUGGAGAAGCCCACGCAUCCUGCAGUGAUGGAUGGAAGGAAUGUGGAAUAUUGCUCAGUCACGAAGAGGAAUGUGCUACAACGGGACCCAGACAUGGAGCUUCGGGAAGAGGCCUGGUCUCCAGGGCCACUGGACUCUGAGGACCAGCAGAUGGCCAGUCACGAGAACCCAGUGAUGAGCUCAGAACUCAGAACUUCCUGGUUGAUUUUGGCAAUGGAAUAGGCUCUGUGCCGUCUCUUCAGAAGCCUCCCCACCCCCUGCUCCUUCUACCUGGAUUCUUCUGCCCAGCCAGGACUGCCUUCCUAGAGCCCAGAUGUGACACCAGCAUGUGGCCGCAUUCAGUGGACAUCCUCAUCAUGGAUGAUGACGACGUCCCCAGCUGGCCUCCAACCAAGCUCUCCCCGCCCCAGUCCGCACCCCCAGCCGGCCCUCCACCCCGGCCGCGGCCGCCCGCCCCCUACAUCUGCAACGAGUGUGGCAAGAGCUUCAGCCACUGGUCAAAGCUGACGCGGCACCAGCGCACGCACACGGGCGAGCGGCCCAACGCCUGCAGCGACUGCGGCAAGACCUUCUCGCAGAGCUCGCACCUGGUGCAGCACCGGCGCAUCCACACGGGCGAGAAGCCGUAUGCCUGCUCCGAGUGCGGCAAGCGCUUCAGCUGGAGCUCCAACCUCAUGCAGCACCAGCGCAUCCACACGGGCGAGAAGCCCUACACUUGCCCCGACUGCGGCCGCAGCUUCACGCAGAGCAAGAGCCUGGCCAAGCACCGGCGCUCGCACAGUGGCCUCAAGCCCUUCGUGUGCCCGCGCUGUGGCCGUGGCUUCAGCCAGCCCAAGAGCCUGGCGCGCCACUUGCGGCUGCACCCUGAGCUGUCGGGGCCGGGCGUGGCAGCCAAGGUGCUGGCGGCCAGUGUCCGCCGGGCCAAGGCGCCCGAGGAGGCGGCGGCUGCGGACGGCGAGAUCGCCAUCCCAGUAGGCGACGGCGAGGGCAUUAUCGUGGUGGGCGCGCCGGGCGAGGGGGCCACGGCGGCCGUAGCCAUGGCAGGCGCAGGGGCCAAGGUGGCCGGGCCCCGGUCGCGGCGUGCCCCGGCCCCCAAGCCGUACGUGUGCAUGGAAUGUGGGAAGGGCUUUGGGCACGGGGCAGGGCUUCUGGCUCACCAGCGGGCCCAGCACGGGGACGGGCUUGGGGCGGCAGGCGGCGAGGAGCCUGCCCACAUCUGCGUGGAGUGCGGGGAGGGCUUCGUGCAGGGCGCCGCGCUCCGGAGACACAAGAAGAUCCAUGCCGUGGGUGCGCCCUCGGUCUGCAGCAACUGCGGACAGAGCUACUACCCGGCUGGCGGGGAGGAGGAGGAGGAGGAGGAGGACGCAGCGGGCGGGCGGUGCGCUGAGUGCAGGGGUGGGGAGGGCCGGUAGGGGCGGGGGAGCCCGGGGGUGUUGGGGUAGGGCCCUCGGGCUUGGCUGGAACUACAACGUCCAAGACCCAGAGAUGGACAGGGGGUGGGACGGACCUCAGCUCCCCGCUUCCCCCAACGCUGUCCACGUGGUGCACUGGGGUCAGGUGGGGUGGUAGGGCAAGUUCACGUCACCUCAAGACUUUGCCAGCCCUGCCCGAGCCCUGCCCUACAGCCUUGCCUGCCUCCCUAGGUUUAUGGGCCCGGAGCCAGAGACGAUGUGAGAACUGUAGAGGCCAGAGGCCGUUUCCCUCUCGUUUCUCCCACCACCCGGUGAUGGAGGUGUUGCAAGGAAUGGAGAGAGAAACUGGGCCUUUUGCAUUUAGAGGGGUCCUGGAGAGGGAAGGGAAGUAGCGGCCCUUUUCUCUUUUAGAAUUUUCUUUUAAUCAUACCCACCUUCCUGACCCCUCCCAUUCAUUGUUUUUUUCUGCCCUGUGGGUUCCAUCUUUUUUUUUUUUUUCUAGCCGACGUCCUUCCUCCCCCUCCUGGAUUUGGGUAGUGGAGGAGUGAAGCAGAACUAGCCCUACUCCAAGUGCAGCCCUUCCCAAGGGCACGUGCCCUUCUCCGUUCCCUGGCCUGGCGCGGUUGGCGAGGGUGCGGGGGCAAUAAAGCGCACUGUUCAGCAGU